GCAGUCACAUGUUCAGGCUUAGAUGCCUUUAAUCCCACCCUCACUGCCUGAGAGGGAGGAGAAAAAUUUGCAGGAGAGAAGUGAGCAACAAGCAGAGUGGCAAGACAGCAGAAAACAGAGCUGCACGGAUUUCCUCUGCUAGGAGCACCGAGUUUGGGUGGUGCACAGCCCAUGCCGCUGGAGAGCAGGGAAAAGGAAAGCAAGGGACAUGCUGGAUUUACGGAGAGCCCGCGGCUCCUGCACGCUCCAGGGUGUCUCCUGACUCGCAAGGCUGCUGAACAGAGAAGGUUUUGAUGAAAGAGUGUGAGUUUGGUACCCAUUGCACCAAUGACAUCUUGCCAUCCAAAGCAGAUGCAGAAGAAUUGAUGGGGGCAUGAAUAGAGCAGGAGUGCCUUCCUUCACCAGGAGCCAUGUUGCACCAAGGCUGGCAGCUCUAUGGGAAGUGGUGCCGCUGGUCCAGCCCUUUCAUGCACCUCCUCAYGCUGACCGUGGUGACAUUCGGUGUGCUGGCUCCUUUGAUGUGUCACCGGCUCCUCCACUCCUAUUUCUACCUGCGGCACUGGCACCUGACCCCCAUGAGCCAGGAGUUCCUGGAGCAGAACCGACAGGAGGGUCAGGCUGCUCUCCGUUACUUUGAGGAGCUGCAGGUACUGAACACUACUGAGGCAUCCAGCGGUGAGGCCUUCCGGCCCUUCCUGCUUGUCACCAUUAUUACUGUGCAGCGGCGGAGUGAUUUCCACUACGUCCUGCAAGUAGCCUCCCGCUUCCACCACCUCCUCCGGCGGUGUGGCACACGCUGCCAAAGCCACCGCAUCCUCCUCUGCAAUGUGGAACCAGACCCUCACAGCCACCAGGAUGUGAGGCUGCUUAGCAGUUUUUUUCCCAUGGUUAGUCGUGACCAGAUCAAGGAGGACCCUAACCCUAGAAUGAACCAGUUUGAGAAGGAGAAGCAGGACUAUGUCUUCUGCCUUGAGCAGUCACUGUCAGUCUAUAACCCAGAGUACAUCCUGAUAGUGGAAGAUGACGCUGUGCCAGAGGAGGAGAUAUUCCCUGUCCUUCAGCACCUCUUGCUGGCCCGUUUUUCCAAGCCAUACCUCAGAGAUGCRCUCUACUUCAAGCUUUACCACCCCGAGAGACUUCAACGCUAUUUCAACCCCGAACCCAUGAGAAUUCUGGAGUGGCUAGGUUUGGGAAUGUUCCUGGGGCCAGUACUGAACUGUGUGUACUCCUGGGCAGCCGGCCGCCCAAGCCUUAGCUGGCCCAUUGUCUUGUUCUUUGCGUUGUACAGCAUGGUGCUCUCAGAGCUGGUGGGACGCCACUACAUGCUGGAGCUGCGCCGCCUGGCUCCCACGCUCUACAAUGUUGUGCCUGUCACUGAAUGCUGCACGCCUGCCAUGCUCUUCCCCGCUCCUUCUGCCCGCCGUGCCUUAAGCUACCUGAAGGGGCUGCACUGCCGCCAGGGUUUUGCUAAGGAUAUAGCCCUCUACUCGCUGCUACGAACUAAGGGGGAGAACGCCUACGCGGUGGAACCCAACCURGUGCGGCACGUAGGCUUGUAUUCCAGCCUGCGGUUAAAUGACAACCCCAAGCUGUUGUGAUCUGCCCGUGCCCGUCGAGACACAAAGACAGGAGAGCUUUGCCACGUCACAGAGACCCAUUCUGAAAAUUCAAAUACUGUGCCUCUCACACACAAUGUGCUAUGCCUCCAAGUGAAUUUC
This is a messenger RNA of Nothoprocta perdicaria, 1718 nucleotides long. RefSeq names its product transmembrane protein 246 (gene PGAP4). Gene Ontology annotation, biological process: GPI anchor biosynthetic process. The transcript has 2 exons. Gene Ontology annotation, molecular function: glycosyltransferase activity. Lineage: Eukaryota; Metazoa; Chordata; Aves; Tinamiformes; Tinamidae. The coding region runs from base 411 to 1598 and encodes 395 amino acids. Gene Ontology annotation, cellular component: Golgi membrane. The record is from RefSeq and is a predicted model, not a curated record.